ACACAAAAAUAUAUUUAACCAGAAGCAGCUUUACACGUUAAAUGCCUGCAGUGACUUAUGUCCUGGUGUCCUAAAUCCACAUAGGUCAGUUUUGCAAUAAGAGGCCUCAAGUUAGAUUUUCUCAGAGCUUGCAUCAGUUGGUUGCAUCAUCCCUGAGUGGAAAUACUGCAGUUGCAAAGAAACAUAAGGUCCUGCGCUGCUUCUCCAGUGGGAAAGGGCAUGUCUCCAAGGCACAAGACCGAGCACCGCAGGUUGCCAGGUUUCGUCGGAGACCUGACCAGGAACCUAACAAUUAAAUCCAGCUGUCCAGUCUUUUUUAAUUGUGGAGGGGUAAGGGGAAUCCAAGGCCAACGGGUAACCCGCCCUCCGUUGUGAGCCUCAGACUUCUCCAAUCAAUAAUUUGCAUUUGAAUACUGAGACCUAGAGCAGCGGUUCGGGGGGAGGGGCGAGACUGGGUGGCGGAGGCCGCCUUCAACGGUUUUCUCGAACCUUUCCCCCGCCCCCACUGUCUUGGCCCAGCUUUUCCUGCUUAUUCCCGGGACCUAGACGUCCAGAAUUGGAGAAAAGCAACUCACACUCCAGACCAACUCCAGUAACCCUUCUACGUGAUCUGCACCUUUAAACUCACCCCCUUCCAAGCCGGACCCCGGAGGCACCACCCACAUCCGUCUAACAUCACUUCCUUUAGAGUUUGGGGGAAAAAAAACACCUGGGAACGCGAGGGGUUGGGUUCAGCCGCGUUUGGGGAGCUGUACGGACCUUCUGCUAGGACUCCGGCCCUGUGUCCGCUCAGCCCAGUGGCCCCGCGCACCUACUACAAUGGAGCUGCAGCCUCGUCUCGGGGCCACCUGUUUGCUGGGCUUCAGUUUCCUGCUCCUCGUCAUCUCUUCUGAUGGACAUAGUGGGCUUGGAAAGGGUUUUGGAGAUCAUAUUCAUUGGAGGACACUAGAAGAUGGAAAGAAAGAAGCGGCUGCCAGUGGAUUGCCUUUGAUGGUGAUUAUCCAUAAGUCAUGGUGUGGAGCUUGCAAAGCUUUAAAGCCCAAGUUUGCAGAAUCUACAGAAAUUUCAGAACUUUCCCAUAAUUUUGUUAUGGUAAAUCUUGAGGAUGAAGAGGAACCCAAGGAUGAAGAUUUCAGCCCUGAUGGGGGUUAUAUUCCGCGAAUCCUUUUCCUGGAUCCCAGUGGCAAGGUGCAUCCUGAAAUCAUCAAUGAGAGUGGAAAUCCCAGCUAUAAGUAUUUCUACAUCAAUGCCGAGCAAGUUGUUCAGGGGAUGAAGGAAGCUCAGGAACGGCUGACGGGUGGUGCCUUCAGAGAGAAACAUCUUGAACAUGAGUUGUAACAUGAAUGUUUCCCUUCUUUCAUCAAAGUUAGUGUUCUGGAAGGAAAACAGCAUGGGAGGGAAUAUUGAGGAAUCACCCAGAACAGUAAAACUGACCAGGAAACCUUGCUCCUGUCUGCACCAGAAGGAGCUCUCUCACUGUGGAAGAGUUCUGCUAAUAGAAGCUGGUCUGCAUGUUUGUGGAUCCAGCAGAGUGUGGCAGACUUUCUUCUCCUGCUCCCUCUCACCUAAAUGUCAGUUCGUCAUUGAAUGUAAAGAAUGAAACCUUUUGACACAAAACUUGAGCCACUUGGAGGUUUACUCCUCACAGUUGAGAAUUUGAGUCUUUUCCCAUUUCCUCCCACUUUAUUCACCUUAGUGGUAAAAGGGGAGACCAGUAGCAUCUUUUCUACAAUGUUGAAAUUGCAGAGAUAACUUAUCAAUUUUUUUUUAAAAAGCCAAUACAUCCUAAAUGUAAAUCAGUAAUUCUAUCUCCUACCUAGGAGACCAGCCUGUUUUUUCUCCUGGGAAUAAUUGUGCACUUCUUCCCAAAUCCCUGCAACCUCCCUCCUCUCCUCCUGCUUGGGCUUCCCAGUUUGCACGCAUGGCUGUGUGCUUGGACUCGGCUCCAGUUGGAAGCAUGCUUUCCCCUGUUAAUGUUGGAGAAUCUCAAACCUUCAAGCCCUGGGUGUAGCCAUUUUGUCAAGUCAUCAACUGUAUUUUUGUACUGAGGUUAAUAAGAAAAAAGAUAAAAUAUUGUUCCAUUAAACUUUAAUAAAACUUUAAAAGGAA
Molecule: messenger RNA, 2109 nt
Organism: Microcebus murinus (gray mouse lemur)
Lineage: Eukaryota; Metazoa; Chordata; Mammalia; Primates; Cheirogaleidae
Gene: TXNDC12
Product: thioredoxin domain containing 12
Cellular component (GO): endoplasmic reticulum
Source: RefSeq, a predicted model, not a curated record